Messenger RNA from Mugil cephalus (flathead mullet), 1962 nucleotides. It is a transcript of the gene stk25b, whose product is annotated as serine/threonine kinase 25b. NCBI's taxonomy places the organism in Eukaryota, Metazoa, Chordata, Actinopteri, Mugiliformes, Mugilidae. The record is from RefSeq and is a predicted model, not a curated record. Gene Ontology annotation, biological process: protein phosphorylation. The coding region runs from base 388 to 1659 and encodes 423 amino acids. The transcript is spliced from 11 exons. Gene Ontology annotation, molecular function: ATP binding; protein kinase activity.
GGUCUGGGCCAUUAUUUUGUCCUCCUCAAGCUUCAAAUGAACAACAGGCUAAGCGCUCCCUGAAAUGAAUUAAAUAUUAAUUCGCGGAAAGAGCUUUUUUUUUCUCUCCUGCCCACCAGCGCCGACACACAUGGAGUAUCUCGGUCAAUAGCUCGUUGUCUCGCCGGGCUGUUCAGUCCUCCGUUGGACUUGGAGGCCGAAAACAGUGCGCGGAGUGACAGCCCCGUUAAAGCCAGCAGCAGCAGACUGGGUGUUUAUCUAGCUGGCUAGCCACCUAGCUAGCUUCCUAGACAGCUAAGAGGGGAGGAAAAACCACCAAAGGACCAUUUCAUAACCUUGGAAAGAAGGAGCUGUGGCUGUCCCAGUCCCGUCACACACGCAGCGGGGAUGGCACACCUUCGAGACAUGCAAAACCAGAAUACUCGGCUGGACCCCGAGGAGUACUUCACCAAGCAGGAGCGGAUCGGAAAGGGUUCUUUCGGCGAAGUCUACAAAGGCAUCAACAACCGAACCAAGGAGGUGGUGGCGAUUAAAAUUAUAGACCUGGAGGAGGCCGAGGAUGAGAUAGAAGACAUUCAACAGGAGAUCACGGUGCUGAGCCAGUGUGACAGUCCUUUUGUCACCAAAUAUUAUGGAUCAUACCUGAAGGGGACCAAGCUGUGGAUUAUCAUGGAGUAUUUAGGUGGAGGAUCUGCUCUGGAUCUGCUCCGUCCGGGGCCUCUCGAAGAGACUUACAUCGCUACUAUACUGAGAGAAAUACUAAAGGGGCUGGAGUAUUUGCACUCUGAAAGGAAGAUUCACAGAGAUAUUAAAGCCGCCAACGUGCUCUUAUCAGAGCAGGGAGACGUGAAGCUGGCGGAUUUUGGGGUGGCGGGGCAGCUGACCGAUACUCAGAUCAAGAGGAACACGUUUGUCGGCACGCCUUUCUGGAUGGCUCCAGAGGUCAUCAAACAGUCAGCCUACGACUUUAAGGCCGAUAUCUGGUCCCUGGGAAUUACUGCCAUUGAGUUGGCCAAAGGGGAACCCCCCAACUCUGACCUACACCCCAUGAGAGUCCUCUUCCUCAUCCCCAAAAACACUCCACCCACACUUGAAGGCCCAUACAGCAAACCUUUUAAAGAGUUUGUGGAGGCUUGUCUAAAUAAAGACCCUCGUUUUAGGCCAACCGCCAAAGAGCUUCUGAAGCACAAGUUCAUAACACGUUACACCAAGAAGACGGCCUAUCUGACAGAGCUAAUUGACCGUUACCGCCGCUGGAAAUCUGAGGGCCACGGAGAGGAAUCCAGCUCAGACGACUCAGAUAUGGACCCUGAUGGUGAUGUGGAACAGUGUCCUAUGUGGACUUUCCCUACAGUCAGACCCAGCUCCAUGAACAAGUUACAGAAGGGCUACACACACACAGAUUCAGAGUCAGGAGAUUCUGUGAAAAGGCAACCCAAGUCUCAGUGCUUGUCUGCUUUGGUAACGCCCAUCUUCAGAGAGUUGAAGGAGAAGCGGCGGGCAAGUGGAGGUGGAGUCGGAGCCAUUGAGGAGCUGGAAAACGCCUUCAACCUGGCAGAGGAGUCUUGUCCGGGCAUCUCAGACCGCCUCGUCACACACAUGAUGGAGAGAGUGUGCAGGUUUUCUUUAAAUGGUAACACCACCCCGUCUUCACGGUGAAACCCCAGGCUGGAUGUAACUUAACCUUGCCCCCACCCCUCUUUUUUUCCCCCCCUUGUCUCCCAGUCCCACCCAGCUUCUCAGAUAAGGACCACAGAUGAUCCAACCAACUCCAACCCCUCGUACCUUUGCGUCCUCCCCCUUCCUGUCCCUGAAGAGGUCUUUUAAUUAGUUAUAAUUAAAUAUUUUUACAGUGUUUCUUUAAGAGCGGAGAGUAUUUAAGACAAAAAAAGCCAUGACAUUUAGAGCGUUGUGUAUACCUGUUAGAGUGAGAACAACUAUAAUUAAAGUCUAUGGAAAAUG